Molecule: messenger RNA, 1056 nt
Organism: Helobdella robusta
Lineage: Eukaryota; Metazoa; Annelida; Clitellata; Rhynchobdellida; Glossiphoniidae
Exons: 9
Molecular function (GO): CoA-ligase activity
Source: RefSeq, a predicted model, not a curated record
GGCAGAAGAGUAGCGUCAAUUUUGUUUUCAAGUGGUACGACUGGAUUUCCGAAAGGAGUGAUGCAGUCACAUAGGAACCUGGUGGCAUCUCAAUGCGUUUACAGCCAUCCGAACAUGUGUCAGGGUAUUGAAGAUGCCUUAAACUCAAUCACUUAUCAACCAAUGUCACAUAGUUAUGGAAUGUUUCGUGUGAUGUUCUGUUUAUCCCACUGUAUCACAAACCUCUUGAUGAGCAAGUUCAAUUUAGAAUUGUAUUUAAAAACAAUUGAACAGUACAAGAUGACGUGCAUACAGUUAGUGCCACCGGUGGCCAUCAUGAUUUGCAACAGUCAACUGCUGAGAAGGUGCAACGUUUCAAGUGUGCAAACUGUUUAUAGUUCGGCUGCACCAAUGGGAAAGCAACUGGAAAGACGAUUGAAGGAUGCUUUCAACAACAGAAUUAAUAUCAUCCAAGGUUACGGAAUGACGGAAAGUUCCGGGACGUUGACUCAAAUUCCUGGCAUGCUCGCUAACAUUUUAAUAACCACGCAGGUUGUUGAGCCAGGAACGGGAUUGUCGGUGGGAAGUAACAAGAGGGGCGAAAUAUGGCUCAAAGGUGACAACGUCAUGCUUGGAUAUCUCAAUAAUCUCGAAGCAACAAAAAUAGCAAUUACUGAAGAUGGCUGGCUAAAAACGGGCGAUAUCGGCUAUUACGACGAAAGCAAAUAUUUCUUUGUGGUCGAUCGACUGAAGGAGUUCAUCAAAUGUAAGGGCUAUCAAGUGGCACCAGCUGAGUUGGAAUCCAUUCUGUUGGAGCAUCCGUGUGUGGACGAUGUGGCCGUGGUAGGUGUGGCCCACCCUAUCUACGGCGAGGUUCCCAGAGCUUUCGUUGUUAGGAGGAAGGAAUCGAAUGAGGGAUGCACAGAAGAAGUUAUAACCAACUGGCUGGCUGAUAAAGUUUCUCCGUUCAAAAGAUUGUAUGGAGGAGUAAAGUUUGUACAUUUCAUUCCUAAGUCUUCAAGCGGGAAAAUAUUACGUAAAGAAGUUAGAAAAAUGAUUGGAGAUAGCAAAUUGUGA